GCACUUCAUAACUAUCAUCUGAUGAUUAUCGAUAUAUUUGACAGAGAUGGUUUUCUUGUGCUGGGCUCGUCCAUCUCCUCAAGAACAGAAGGCCUGCAUCAACAAGUCAGGUGCAUUCAACUAUGACGCUAAAUUCAGAGGAGCUACUGCUAAGCCCCUGUCCUGCCUCCAAGAAGACAAAGAGCUCUCAAAAGAUGGUUUCUUACUGAACCAUGCGCGUGUGUUAGUUGGAUCCGGUCUUGAGACUUUUGAAAAGGGUAAAAGCGCUCUACAAACUUGGAGGCAUUUUGGAUUGGAUUGGGCAUUUGUUGAUUCUAAAACUCCAAUUCAGAAUGGAGUCAAGUUCUGUGUUUGUCUCAAGGAGUUUCUCCCAUGGAUGAUGAUGCCACUUCAGGUUGUGUAUGUAAAUGACAAGAGAAAGGCUAACAAGGCCAUGGUGUCAUUUGGUUUUGGAAGCGGUACCCUUCAAGGUCACCUACUGGCUGGGGAAGAACGUUUUUCCAUUGAGUUAGAUGAGAACAACCAAGUGUGGAACAAAAAAGGGUGGCUCAUGUGUGUUAUCACAACCGACCACACCCCACAAAUACAUCGCCUGUGGGUACCACCAGCACAUAAUGCCCAUGACUUGGACUCCACCCUUGUGCUUUGUUUUUUUUUUUUAGAAACCGAAGUCCAAACCCCACACCUGUGGGGUAUGAGGACUCGAACUUGCACCUGGCACAGCCAUCAAGAAGGGGGCAUCAAGAUGAUUGUUGAUAACCCACUUUACAUCCCUUAAUUUUCGUAAAAAUUAUUUGAAGAGAAUCAUUUUAACAUGACAA
This is a messenger RNA of Quercus robur (English oak), 821 nucleotides long. Its product is annotated as UPF0548 protein At2g17695-like. The record is from RefSeq and is a predicted model, not a curated record. The transcript is spliced from 5 exons. The coding region runs from base 47 to 778 and encodes 243 amino acids. NCBI's taxonomy places the organism in Eukaryota, Viridiplantae, Streptophyta, Magnoliopsida, Fagales, Fagaceae.